Molecule: messenger RNA, 1831 nt
Organism: Drosophila navojoa
Lineage: Eukaryota; Metazoa; Arthropoda; Insecta; Diptera; Drosophilidae
Product: dnaJ homolog subfamily C member 21
Cellular component (GO): cytoplasm
Molecular function (GO): nucleic acid binding; zinc ion binding
Source: RefSeq, a predicted model, not a curated record
GCCAUGCAUUAUUGUAAAACAUAAAAAUUUUAACAUGCGGUGCUAUUACGAGGAGUUGGGCGUAGCCCGUGACUCCAACGAGGCUGACAUUAAGACAGCUUACCGGAAAUUGGCAUUACGUUGGCAUCCAGAUAAAAAUCCAGACUGCCUGGCCGAAGCAAAGGAACGCUUUCAGCUAAUCCAACAGGCCUACGAGGUUUUAUCCGAUGGGCAGGAACGUGCCUGGUACGAUAACCAUCGCGAGCAAAUUCUGCGGGGCAAGAACUCUGACUACUCCGAGAACUGCUUGGAUGUGUUUCCCUACUUCACCGGAUCUUGCUACAAGGGCUACGGAAAUGAUGCUCAGGGCUUCUAUAGCGUCUACCGCGAUGUUUUUAACAAAAUUGCUGCCGAAGAUAUGGAUUUCAUGGACAGCGACGACGAGGGCAUGAGCGCGCCACAAUUCGGCGAUGCCGACAGCAGUUACGAGGAUGUGGUCGGUCCAUUCUAUGCCUACUGGCUUUCAUAUAGCACCAAAAAGACUUACGAGUGGCUCUGCCCGUACGAUGUGCGUGAGAUCAAGGAGCGUUUCAUAUUGAGGAAAGUAGAGAAGGAAAUGAAGAAGAUUGUACAGAAUGCGAGAAAGGAGAGGAAUGAAGAGAUUCGUAAUUUGGUUUCAUUUGUGCGCAAGCGUGAUCGUCGUGUGCAGGCCAACAGGCGUGUGUUAGAGGAGCGUGCCGAGGCCAAUCGUUUGAAGCAGGAGGAGAAGCGCAGGGAGCAGUUACGCCAGCGUCAAGAGCAGCUGGCAGCAGUGCGUGCCAACAAGGUGGACAACGAUGGUUACGAGGAACAGCUCAGGCAGCUCGAGCAACAAUAUGGCAGCGAGUCAGACGAGUACACCGAUGAGGACGAUGAGGACGAGAAUGAAGAUGAUAUCGAUGCAGAGAACGCAGACUCGGACAAUUUGAGUGAGCAGGAAGUGGAGUAUGUAGAUGAUCUGUAUUGUGUGGCAUGCAACAAGUCAUUUAAGAAUGCCAAAGCACGCGCCAACCACGACGAGAGUAAAAAGCAUCGCGACAAUGUGGAGCGCCUCUGUCAGCAGAUGGAGGCCGAAGAGCAGGAAUUUAAUGAACACAGCGCAGAGCUGGAGGCAGCUGAGGAAAGUCUAGAAGAACUGCAGCUGAAUGGCAAUCACGAAGCGGACUUGGUCAGCGAUGAGGCGGCAAACGACCAAAUGAGCAACAAACGCAACAAGAAAAACAAGAAAUCGAAAAAAGUUGCCACCAAGGCUGCUGUAGAAAGCGAUGAUGAAGACGAAUCCGCGCCAGCUGUCAACUUCAAUGCGGCGCCAAGCAAUAGCGAAGACGAUGACAACGACGAUUGGAGUCGUGGCAAAAAGUCAACUAAAAAGACAAAAAGCAAAAAGUCAACACCAGCAACAAAUGUCAGCAAACAGAAAGUUGAAGCGGCGUCAGCUGAGGCAAAGCCAACAGCCGCUGCGCCGGCCAAGACGGCGCGUGGAGGUGAUGAUACGGUUGAGGCAACUGUUGUGCAACAUACUUGCGUCACAUGCAAACUGUCGUUCGACUCCAAGAACAAACUGUUUGCCCAUCUCAAGAAGACCAAUCACGGCGUCUACAUACCCAAGGCCAAGCCGGAUGUCGAGGGCAAGCCACCUGGCAAGGGCAAAGGGAGGCGAAACAAGUGAAGUUUCUCUUCGGUUUAUUUGGCUGUUUCGGUUGCAGUUGCAGUUGCCACUGCAGCUGUCCUUGUAGAAAUUCUAGUUGUUUAUUUAUGCUUAUGCUAAUGUUAAAUCGUUAAAUUCGAAAUUAAAUUAAGUGUACACGCCCAA